Messenger RNA from Pleuronectes platessa (European plaice), 1836 nucleotides. Its product is annotated as butyrophilin-like protein 2. Lineage: Eukaryota; Metazoa; Chordata; Actinopteri; Pleuronectiformes; Pleuronectidae. The record is from RefSeq and is a predicted model, not a curated record. The transcript has 4 exons. Bases 245 to 1102 code for a protein of 285 amino acids.
UUCCUUGCUCCUCCCCCUCCAGUGACAGGACUCCAUUACAGUUUACGGACAGAACAGGUUCCUGGUGAAGAAGAGGAGCAGGACGUUUCUCUGAAUUCCUCCUGAUUACUUUUCUCUGGUGAUUUGUCAGAAUCUUCACUAACGGAUCGAGUUUAUUUGGUUCAGGUUUGUUUUUUAAGUUUCACAGCUCGUAGGAAGCAGCAUCCAGCUCUUCACUUUGAACCGUCCCUCGUCCCAGUUUACGAUGUUCUGGUUCAAUACAACUUGUUGGAUUCUCUUCACCUUCACGCGUGUUGCCGCUCGAUCAGUUCUAAGAGACAGACAAGGACCAGAUGUCGUCAAAGUGUUUGUGACAGAAGGAGAUGAUGUCAUCCUGCCCUGCUCUCUAGGACCCAACGUGAACAUCGAAGCAACAGUGUUCGACUGGAAGAAAGAUAACAAGGAGGUGUUCAUGUUCGAUAACGGCAAAUACUACGGAAACGGCCUCUCGGGUCAGGAUCAGGAUUUUAAAGGACAAGUUUCUCAUUUUGAUGAAGAGCUGAAGCAGGGAAACGCCUCCAUACUCCUCAGAGGCACCAGGAUUACUGACAGUGGGAACUUCACCUGCAUCUUUCCUCAUCUUGGGUCGGGGCAAAGAUACAGGAUUGAGCUGGUUGUUGUUCUAGAGCCGAACAUCAAGAUACUUGGUGAAACAAAGGAAGGAGUUCAGCUGCAGUGUUCUGUUCGAGGUGCGUCUCCAAAACCUGAUGUUCAUUGGCAGGAUGGUGAUGAAAAGAUUGUUCCUGCUGAAGAACCUCAGGUCUCUGAAAGAGAAGGCAGAUAUGACAUCAUCCUCCAAACGACUGUGACCAAGACCGACAUCUAUCGCUGUGUCUCCACUCAGGAGGAGAUCCACCACCAGAUAUAUACUGAGACAUAUGUACCUGUCCCUGACGCUGGAGGAAUGGUUCCUGUUUGGGUUGUCGUCAGUGCUGCGGUUGUUGCAGUUUUCUUGACUCUUCUUGUCUGGGUUAUUGUCAGUGAAUUUUACUUUGUGCUAAAAAAGAAAACUCACUCAGCAGUACCAACAAAUCCACGAUUCAUCAUAACGAUGAUGAGCUGACAACAACACAAACAAUUCUCGAUCUGGUGUUUAGAGUCUUGACAGAGACAUAAAGAUUUCUGGAGAGAGAGAGAGAGAGAGAGAGAGAGCCCUGCCCCUGCCCCUGCCCCUGCUGAAUCAUCAUUCACUUUCACCUCUGGACCCAAACUAGCAGCAGCACUAAACAGAGGUUAUCUAACUGAAGAGGAUUUAAAUAAAACCAUAUUUGACUUCAGUUGAUGAUGAGUCAUGAAACAACUGGAGCUCAUCCAGCGAUCAGGUGACUCGUGGACAGGAAGAAGAGCUCAUGUAGGAGCAGCAGAUCUGGGGCCAGUCUUCAGGAUGUGGAGGAGAGAGACCUGAUGACAGCUUGUUUCUUUAAUGAGAUGUGAUGAUGUUCAUAAAACACCUUCAGGUUCCUGUGAGAAACAGACCAACACAACUUUGUGUUUGAUUCUCUGGAUUCUCAGAUUCAGAAUGUCUGCUGUUCUUAGAGGUGGUAGUGACAUCACAAUGUUUACUGCUGUUAACUCUUUAAAAUGUAUUAGAUAUAAACCUCUUGUUUACGUUGUAAAGGUCACCUUAGUGCACUUUACAACGACAAACUCAAUGUUUUUCGGGAGGACAGAUAAUCUGCAUUUAUUACAGUCUGUGAUAUUUAAAUUCAGAAUCCACAGUUUAUGUGAUUGAACAGUUUAUUUGUUUAACACAACUACCCAGUAUGAUUAAACUGGACUGAGCUCAUUUUCCAUUGA